Molecule: messenger RNA, 813 nt
Organism: Didymodactylos carnosus
Lineage: Eukaryota; Metazoa; Rotifera; Eurotatoria; Philodinida; Philodinidae
Source: the annotation of a GenBank genome assembly
AUGUAUGUUGUCGAUUGUAGUACAAUCGAUCAUAAAAUCAAAGGUUGGCUGAAAGAAGAUGAGGUCGACUUGAGCAGUGAACAACAACCAUGGAAUGCGUACUUUGAUAUAUCGGAGUCACAUUAUGAAACAAUGGAACCAACACGGGUUUGUAAGUGGGUGACAUUAGAGCAGAAACCGGACUUUUAUCGUCUUGCUGGUGACCAUUAUGUUCAUUAUGGGAAUAAUGGAUCAAGCGCAUUAGUUUAUCCAGUAUGGAUUAAUGAACAUCUAUCAAUAUCGGAAUCACAACGUCAGCGUUUAACACAAGCAUUAUACACGUUAAAUGAACAACGACAAGAUUUCCAUCAGGAACCAUCACUAGUUGAAGAUAUUAUUGAUCCUAAUCUAUUACUUAAUUGUCCACCAUCAUUUAACCGCCAGAAAUGGAUGGAACAACAACAAGAUAGAUUGAAAAAUGAUGAAUACAAAUUAAGGUAUUUUAAACGGAAUUUAGCUAAUGGUGAAUACGAUGAUUUAUCUGAACACGUUAAACUACGUGAAACGUAUCACUGGUUUCCAUCAGAAUUCGUUCUAACAAAGUCAAAUGGUAAAGAUGAUAUUUUAUCGCCCAUACAUCAUCUUCUAAUUCUACCUGAAAACAGGCAAAUUUAUCGUGAUAUAGCACCAGUAUUUAAUAAAAUGAUACCAAUGUUUGAGAAAAUGGGUUCAAUUCGUUGUAAGCAAGAUGAAGAUGAAACAAAAUUACAAGUUAUUGUUAAAGCACAAAGGUAUAAUAUGAAAUCAGGUAUGUAUAGAGCAGCUGUGCUAUAA